UUACUAUUUUUCAUCUCACAAUAUCUCUCCAAUUUAUUUCUAUAAUUGCCUGUUUCUUCUCUAAUUGAUUUUGUGAUUUUCAUUUCUUUUUUUUUUGAGACAGAGUUUUGCUCUUGUUACCCAGGCUGGAGUGCAAUGGUGCGAUCUCGGCUCACCGCAACCUCCGCCUCCUGGGUUCAGGCAAUUCUCCUGCCUCAGCCUCCUUAGUAGCUGGGAUUACAGGCACGCACCACCAUGCCCAGCUAAUUUUUUGUAUUUUUAGUAGAGACGGGGUUUCACCAUGUUGACCAGGAUGGUCUCGAUCUCUUGACUUCGUGAUCCACCUGCCUCGGCCUCCCAAAGUGCUGUGAUUACAGGCAAAAGCUACCGCGCCCGGCUGGAUUCUGUGAUUUUCAUUCCUCUGGGGUGGUUUUCCUCUCACACACCUGAUCUUCCAUACAGAGUCUCCUAGGGCUGACUCAGGAAUGAAAACAGAUGAGGUAUUGCUGUAGCCGCUCCAGCCCUGCAGUGUCAGGAUCACUCCCAAGCUUAGAAUCAGCUUCAGGACCUGCCCGGCACAGUGGGACCUGUGUGAGCCUCACACUCGUGCGAGAGGUGCCCGGUCCAACAAUGAUAAAGCACUUCUGUGUCAUGCGCACGCGGGAAAGGUGGCUCAGAGCUCAGUGUGGCCCGGGUCACUGAGCCGAGCUAUCCCAGAUUCUGUCCACAAACACAGACGAGGGGGAGCCACGGUCUCCCUAGGGUCCCACGGUUUCCUCCACUUUUUCUUUGUUCCGAGAGACAAAGUGCCACGACUGCUCUGUGGGCUGGACAGAUGCAUGUUUCACCUGCAGACUUGAACCGAAGCUGAGGUCUCCAACAUUCCUAGGUACCGAUAAAGCGCCUUAGGUUGUUUCUAGAAAACACUGAAAAAUUAACCCUUUUGCCAAUGAUGUAGAAACAAGCCCUGCCCUGAACCAAACUCCUGAAACUCUCAGGUUAAACUUCAUGACCCCAAGUCCCUCACUGCAGACACCCAACAGAAAAGUCACAGAUGCAGGAUGAGAUGAUUCAUUUUUAAAAAGGGGAAGUUGAGAUGGGAACUAUUUGGUUGAAAGAAAACCCACAAUCCGGUUCCAAGAAAGAAGCCAACUUUCCUUCCCCUGUUUCUCUGCAUUUCUGUUCUGUGCCCACGGCCACAGACAGCUCUACCUGGACUACACAGACAGAUGUGAGAUGCGUCUCUGCUGAUCUGAGCCUGCCUGGAGCAUGGACCUGCAUCUUCCCUGAAGCAUGUCCAGGGCUGAAGAGACAACUGCCUAACACUGAGGGCUCAUCCAUCCGCAGAGCAGGGCGGUGGGAGGAGACGCCAUGACCCUCAUCCUCAUGGUCCUGAUCUGUCUCGGGCUGAGUCUGGGCUCCAGGAACCACGUGGAGGUAGAGACCUUCCACAAGCCCACCCUCUGGGCUGAGCCAGGCUCUAUGAUCACCCAGGAGAGUCCCGUGACCCUCAGAUGUCAGGGGAGCCUGGAAACCCAGGAGUACCAUCUAUAUCGAGAAAAAAAAGCAGCAUACUGGAUUACAUGGAUCCCACAGGAGCUUGUGAAGAAGGGCCAGUUCCCCAUCCAGUCCAUUGCUGGGGAACACACAGGGCGGUAUCGCUGUCAGUAUCACAGACGCACUCGCUGGUCAGAGCCCAGUGACCCCCUGGAGCUGGUGAUGACAGGAUAUUACAGCAAACCCACCCUCUCAGCCCUGCCCAGCCCUGUGGUGACCCCAGGAGGAAGCGUGACCCUCCAGUGUAGCUCACAGGUGGCAUUUGAUGGCUUCAUUCUGUGUAAGGAAGGAGAAGAUGAACACCCACUGUGCCGGAGCUCCCAGCCCCGUACCCGUGGGUCGUCCUGGGCCGUCUUCUCUGUGGGCCCUGUGAGCCCGAGUUGCAGGUGGACGUACAGGUGCUAUGGUUAUGACUCAAGCUCUCCCUAUGUGUGGUCUUCACCCAGUGAUCUCCUGGAGCUCCUGGUCCCAGGUGUUUCUGAGAAGCCAUCACUCUCAGUGCAGCCGGGUCCUAUUGUGGCCCCUGGGGAGACCCUGACCCUCCAGUGUGGCUCUGAUGUCGGCUACGACAGGUUCGCUCUGUACAAGGACUGGGGACCUGACCUCCUCCAGCGCCCUGGCCGGCAGACCCAGGCUGGGCUCUCCCAGGCCAACUUCACCCUGAGCCCUGUGAGGGUCUCCCACAGGGGCCAGUACAGAUGCUCCGGUGCCCACAACAUCUCCUCCGAGUGGUCAGCCCCCAGUGACCCCCUGGACAUCCUGAUCUCAGGACAGAUCCCUGACAGUCCCUCCCUCUCAGUGCAGCCGGGCCCCACAGUGGCCUCAGGAGAGGAUGUGACCCUGCUGUGUCAGUCACAGGGGUGGAUGCACACUUUCCUUCUGACCAAGGAGGGAGCAGCUGAUGCCCCCGUGCGUCUAAGAUCAAAGUACCAAUCUGAUAAGUACCAGGCUGAAUUCCCCAUGAGUCCUGUGACCUCAGCCCACGCGGGGACCUACAGGUGCUACGGCUCACGCAGCUCCAACCUCUACCCGCUGUCUCACCCCAGUGACCCCCUGGAGCUCGUGGUCUCAGGACCCUCCAGUGGACCCAGCCCUCCACCCACCGGUCCCACCCCCACACCUGGUCUGGGAAAGCACCUGGGGGUUGUGACUGGGGCCUCAGUGGCCUUCAUCCUGCUGCUCUUCCUCCUCCUCCUCCUCCUCAUCCUCCGACAUCGACAUCAGGGCAAACGCUGGACAUCAGCCCAGAGAGAGGCUGAUUUCCAACGUCCUGCAGGGUCUGUGGAGCCAGAACCCACAGGCAGAGGCCUGCAGAGGAGGUCCAGCCCAGCUGCCAACACCCAAGAAGAAACCCUCUAUGCUGCCGUGAAGGACACACAGCCUGAGGACGAGGUGGAGCUGGACACUCGGGACAGCCCACAUGAUGAAGACCCCCACGCAGUGACCUAUGCUAAGGUGAAUCACUCCAGACCCAGGAGAGAAAUGGCCUCCCCUCUUUCCCCUGUCUGGGGAAUUCCUGAGCACAAGGGACACACAAGCAGAAAAGUACAGGCUGCUGCAUCUGAAGCCCCCCAGGAUGUGACCUAUGCCCAGCUGCACAGCUUGACCCUUAAACGGGAGGCAACUGAGCCUCCUUCGUCCCAGGCAGGGGAGCCCCCAGCUGAGCACAGCAUCUACGCCACUCUGGCCGUCCACUAGUCCAGGGAGGACCCAGUCUCUACACACCAUGAAGACUCAGGACCCCAGAAGGCAUGGAAGCUGCCCCCAGUCGGCACCAUUGAACCCCAGCCAGCCUGAACCCCUAACAUAGACCACUGGAAGAUUCUAGGAACUUUGGGAGUCACCUGAUUCUGCAAAGAUAAAUAGGAUCCCUGUAUUAUCGAAAUAAAGAUGCAGACCUCUCAGCUCACAAUGAGUUAACUGGUAAAACAAAACAGAAGUCUGAAAAUGGUUUUAAAUUGAUUGAUCAUGUAAAUAUUACACAUCAAACCAAUGACAUGGGAUAGUAGGAGCUUCUAACGAGGACAAAGGAAAAAUAGAGAAAAAGUAAUAAAGUGAUAAGGUUUAUUCUUGAAAACAUUAAUGAUACAUGAAUCUUGGCCACAAUGAAAAAAAAAAAAAGCAGGCACACAUUUCCAUACAGGAACAAAAUAGGAGGCAGCACUACAGACCCUACACACAGCUUUACAAAGGUGAAAGGAAACUGAGCAGUUCUGCACGGACAUAACAGAAAAUGCAGAUGAGAUAGAUGAAUAUUCAACACUACAGUUUAUUUAAUGAACUUAAGGAUAAAUAGAAAAUCUGAAUCAUCAUAUGUAAACAUAUAUAAAAUGUAUGAAUCCUGCAAUCAAAAAUGUUCUCACAAGGUAAAUGUCACUUCAGAAAGG
Callithrix jacchus (white-tufted-ear marmoset) is the source of this 3923-nucleotide messenger RNA. RefSeq names its product leukocyte immunoglobulin-like receptor subfamily A member 3. Gene Ontology annotation, biological process: interleukin-10-mediated signaling pathway; immune response-regulating signaling pathway. NCBI's taxonomy places the organism in Eukaryota, Metazoa, Chordata, Mammalia, Primates, Cebidae. Gene Ontology annotation, molecular function: inhibitory MHC class I receptor activity. Gene Ontology annotation, cellular component: plasma membrane. The record is from RefSeq and is a predicted model, not a curated record.